Jaculus jaculus (lesser Egyptian jerboa) is the source of this 3171-nucleotide messenger RNA. It is a transcript of the gene Ap4b1, whose product is annotated as adaptor related protein complex 4 subunit beta 1. The transcript has 10 exons. Gene Ontology annotation, biological process: intracellular protein transport; vesicle-mediated transport. The coding region runs from base 778 to 2880 and encodes 700 amino acids. Gene Ontology annotation, molecular function: clathrin binding. The record is from RefSeq and is a predicted model, not a curated record. Gene Ontology annotation, cellular component: clathrin adaptor complex; membrane coat. NCBI's taxonomy places the organism in Eukaryota, Metazoa, Chordata, Mammalia, Rodentia, Dipodidae.
GGCCGGAAGGGCCUAGGGUGGGGUUCGCCGCCGAGCUGGGCUGAGGAGGUGUGAGUGUUGGAGGGCGUGGGUUCCUCCCCUCGCCUUUAGCCUUUUCCUUGACCCACGUUUCCUUUACUCAGGCCCCUACGCCAGGACUGGCAGGAGCCCACGAACCGCCCGGGGAUCUGUGGGGGCUGCCCCGACCCUGUUGGAGAAGAUGCCGUAUCUGGGCUCCGAGGACGUGGUGAAGGAAUUGAAGAAGGCCCUGUGUAACCCUCACGUUCAGGCUGAUAGGCUGCGCUACCGGAAUGUCAUCCAGCGAGUGAUUAGGUAUCACCCACCUGCCUCGAGUCCCAUGUCCCAUCCCCACCUCGCCCACCCCGCCCCACCUCGCAGGCCCCAUCUGGGCUCUCCACACCCAGCCACUCUGGAAAAACAAAUAAACUAAAUGGCCAUCAUCUUGCUUCUGUGAAGUGUCAUCUCAGAGUCACCCUCGUGGAACAUUUGACUCAGCCGAGAAGUUUCCUUCAUGUGACAGGCUUCAACGAUUAAACUGCUAACUCAACUCCAGAGUCUAGCCAUUUAUCUAGUACAGAUCUCCAUUUUUAGCUUCAGAGCCAUACGUGUACACUACUGCUUGCUUGACAUUUCUACCAUCAAAGGUAUGCUCAAAGUAGCACCAGCAUUCUUCCUCCUCAGACCUGCUCUUCCGCUUGUGUGCUGAUGACUGUCACCAGCCAGCCUCCAAAACAAGCUAGUCAGCUUUGAUCCUUCACUUCUUAUGCCAGAUGGCACAUGACUCAGGGAUUGGACAUGUCUGGUGUUUUCAUGGAAAUGGUGAAAGCCAGUGCCACGGUAGAUAUUGUCCAGAAGAAGAUGGUUUAUCUAUAUAUGUGCACAUAUGCCCCUCUGAAGCCAGAUCUGGCUCUCCUGGCCAUCAACACGCUAUGCAAAGACUGCUCAGACCCCAACCCAGUGGUGCGAGGCCUGGCACUACGGAGCAUGUGCAGCCUCAGGAUGCCUGGUGUGCAGGAAUAUAUCCAGCAGCCUGUUCUUAAUGGUCUGCGGGAUAAGGCUUCAUAUGUCAGGAGAGUCGCAGUCCUUGGCUGUGCGAAGAUGCAUAAUCUUCAUGGAGACUCAGAAGUGGAUGGUGCCCUGGUUAAUGAAUUAUACAGUCUGCUUCGUGACCAGGAUCCAAUUGUGGUUGUGAACUGCCUGAGGUCGUUAGAGGAAAUUCUAAAACAGGAAGGAGGUGUUGUCAUUAAUAAGCCCAUUGCCCACCAUCUCUUAAAUAGAAUGUCAAAACUGGACCAAUGGGGCCAGGCUGAAGUAUUGAACUUUUUGCUCCGCUACCAACCUCGUAGUGAAGAGGAACUGUUUGACAUUCUCAAUCUGUUGGACAGCUUCCUCAAGAGCAGCAGCCCAGGUGUGGUGAUGGGAGCCACCAAACUCUUUCUGAUCUUAGCAAAAAAGUUCCCCCAUGUACAGACUGAUGUGCUUGUACGUGUCAAGGGACCCUUGCUAGCUGCCUGUUCCUCAGAGAGCCGGGAGCUCUGUUUUGCUGCUCUCUGUCAUGUGCGCCAGAUCUUGCACAGUUUGCCAGGUCACUUUAGCAGUCACUACAAGAAGUUUUUUUGCUCUUACUCGGAGCCCCACUAUAUUAAGUUACAGAAGGUGGAGGUGCUCUGUGAGCUGGUGAAUGACGAGAAUGUCCAGCAAGUGCUGGAAGAACUGCGUGGAUACUGCAUGGAUGUGUCUGCUGACUUUGCACAAGCUGCCAUCUUUGCCAUAGGUGGCAUUGCCAAGACUUACACAGAUCAAUGUGUGCAGAUUUUAACAGAAUUGCUGGGGCUUCGACAAGAACACAUUACCACAGUGGUAGUGCAGACUUUCCGAGACCUGGUGUGGCUGUGUCCUCAAUGUACUGAAGCUGUGUGUCAGGCCCUGCCCGGAUGUGAGGAAAACAUUCAAGACAAUGAGGGGAAGCAGGCACUUAUUUGGUUACUUGGGGUGCAUGGGGAAAGAAUUCCCAAUGCUCCUUAUGUGUUGGAGGACUUUGUGGAAAAUGUGAAGUCAGAGACAUUUCCUGCUGUUAAGAUGGAGCUACUGGCGGCACUGAUGCGCCUUUUCCUCUCACGGCCUGCUGAGUGCCAGGAUAUGCUGGGGCGACUACUAUAUUAUUGCAUAGAGGAAGAAAAGGAUAUGGCUGUACGGGACCGAGGUCUCUUCUAUUAUCGCCUCCUCUUAGUUGGCAUAGAUGAAGUCAAGAAAGUCCUGUGUAGUCCUAAGUCUGACCCUUCUCUUGGACUUUUGGAGGAUCAGACUGAGCGACCUGUGAAUAGCUGGGCUUCGGACUUCAAUACAUUGGUGCCAGUGUAUGGCAAAGCCCACUGGGCUCUUAUCUCUAAAUGCCAGAAGGCAGAGCAUCAUGGCCCAUUGCUUCCUCCCAAAACAUCCUUUGCCACAUCAGGACACCUGGUUUCUGAAGAGAACAAGGAAGGAGUACAAGAACCUUCUGAUUCUGAAGCUCUCAUGCUGGUCCCCAACCUCCAGCUUACUGCUGAGUAUUUUGAAAAAACUUGGCUUAGCCUCGAAGUUGCUCACCAGCAGGUGUUGCCUUGGCAGGGCGAAGUACAUCCUGACACCCUCCAGAUGGCUCUACAAGUAGUGAACAUUCAGACCAUUGCAAUGAGCAGGGCUGGGGCUCAGCCCUGGAAAGCCUACCUCAGUGCCCAAGAUGAGACUGGCUGUCUGUUCCUAACUGAAUUGCUGUUGGAGCCUGAGAAUUCAGAAAUGCAGGUCUCUGUGAAACUAAGUGAAGCAAGAACUGAGAGACUUCACAGUUUUUUUUCUGUAUUGGAAACUGUGAUUGGAACAAUUGGAGACAUAAAAUCCUAACAGAUUCUUGCUACUUACCCUAAGUGAGAUGAACUGCUAUCAAAGUUCCCUCAUUUUUCUUAUUAGAGCUACGUGUAAGUCCAGAUGUCAUUUGCAAAGCAUAGUAGGAAAUCAAAAUCCAGGUUCUUAUGUUUUUGCCCAAAGUUACUGCCCUUCAUGCCUACUAGUGAUUGACCCUAUAAUGUACUGGUAAUGAUAAGGGGGUAGGAAUAGAGUGAAAAUGGGAUGGAGGUUUUUCUUGUAAAUCAAUUUUAGGGUUGUAUUAUUUAUUAAAGAUGCCUAGCAUCUGUG